This is a messenger RNA of Nicrophorus vespilloides, 3558 nucleotides long. RefSeq names its product DExH-box ATP-dependent RNA helicase DExH1-like. Lineage: Eukaryota; Metazoa; Arthropoda; Insecta; Coleoptera; Silphidae. The transcript is spliced from 7 exons. Gene Ontology annotation, cellular component: intracellular anatomical structure. The record is from RefSeq and is a predicted model, not a curated record. Gene Ontology annotation, molecular function: ATP binding; RNA binding. The coding region runs from base 280 to 3477 and encodes 1065 amino acids.
AUGAUAAACAAUAACUUAUGGAAGGUAAAGGGAGUUGUAAACACUUUUAUGACAGGGUUAAUUGUAUACUAAUAAUUCGCACAAAAAUUGACCGAGGGGGACUACCUGGAUAACCAAAGAUAGGAGAGGAAAGGGAAAAAAAAGUCCCUUAAAUAGUCUAGGUUGUCCAGGUUCAGAAUUCAGUUUAGUUUGUUGCUUUCACAGGGUUAACAUCUGAUCCUGUUUUGAAGUUUGGUGCUGUGUGCAUUGUGCGAGUGUAUAUUUUUGUGAUAAACUAAAAUGUCAAGCACGUCGGGUUAUUCAGCGGAGAAUUGGGAAACAGAGGAUGAUCUGAGCCACAGAAUUGAGCGUAUUGAAUUAGAUGAUGAAUUCAGAACAUAUGUGGAUGAUUUCUUGAAAUCAUUUGUCGAAAAUCCCUCAUUGGGCUCCCAAGUACUUAGUGGAUUGUCUGAUGUCGAGCAGAACUAUUUUAUGUCCAAGACAAUUCCCUUAAACCUCUACACAAAAGUAAACUCAUUCAGUCCCGGAUUCCAAACAUUAUGUAUCAGCAAAUCGAGGUUCAAAAGUAUGGAUCAAAGAGUCCAUCCACAUAGUAUGUGCAACAAGAACAAGGAAAUUUUAAACAAUUAUGUAAAGUGUGAGAUAUCUAUGGCAGCAAACAGUAUUGAAGACAAUAGAGUUCAUGACUCACUAGGGAAGUUGUGCUUGGAACCCAUGAAAAAUGUAUCGAAAACUCAAAGCCCCAUGUGGAAAGAAAGAGAAUCACUUCCAAUCUUCAACAGUAAACAGAAAAUUUUAAAAGCGAUAGCUAAAAACUCAGUGGUCAUAGUGUCAGCAGAGACAGGCUCUGGAAAGACCACACAAGUAUCCCAGUAUAUAUUGGAGGAGGCUGCAGAGAAGAGAAAACCUGUGAAGAUUGUCUGCACUCAACCAAGGAGAAUAUCCACAAUAUCAGUGGCAAACAGAGUGGCUGCAGAAAGGGGAGAAGAAAUAGGAAAUACGGUUGGGUAUCAGAUAAAGUUAGAAUCGCGCAUUUCAGCGCAAACAUCAUUGAUAUAUUGCACUAGCGGUAUCUUGUUAAAAACUCUUAUGUUUGGUGAAGAACAGUUUAAAAACAUGUCGCAUAUUAUUGUGGACGAAAUUCACGAGAGGGAUAAGAAUAAUGAUUUCCUUUUGAUCUGCUUGAGGAGGGCUUUGGAGAAGUUUCCACAUUUGAAAAUUAUUCUGAUGUCAGCCACAAUGGAUAUGGAUUUAUACGUGAAUUAUUUUAAAAAAGUCGAAAUAGUUAGCGUUGCCGGAAGAUCCUACCCUAUUACUUCAUUGUUUCUUGAUGAUAUAUUGCCGAUGACUAGAUACACGGAUUUAACUAUUAUGAAUCAUUUAGAAAAGAAUGAUUUUGUAGAGUAUGAUUGGGUACCAAGAGAACAAACAUCCAGAGAAUUUGUAGAUCCCGAUUUGGACGAGGAAGUCGUCCAAACUUUGAGCGUGUGCUGUAAUGAAGGGAAUCCGCAAAGCUUCGAUCAUAUGAUGCAGUUGAUCAAAUGUGAAAACAUCCCCGUUGACUAUGUAGGCUUCCACGCUAGUCUUCCUACAAUAUUAACAGCGGCGUGUUAUCAUGGAAGACUUGACUUAGUUCAGACUCUUUUACCUUUAGGUGCAUCAACACAUUCUACAUAUUAUGCUAAAUCUGUGAUAGAGGUAGCUCGGGAAAAUGGACAUAUAGAUGUUGCUAAUUACAUAGAGGACUAUAAAAGGAGGUUCCUGGAAAGGGUUCCCGCAGAUGAGUUCUUCAACUUAUACGAAAAACUAACGUUCUGCCAGGAUUACGAACUGGAUAACGAACUUAUUUUGUCUGUAAUCAAUUAUAUCCACACCAAUUACGAUAGGAGCGGAGCUAUUCUGGUGUUUCUACCAGGAUACGAUGAUAUAAUGCAUUGUUUAAACAAGUUGAAAACCAACAAGAACUACGCUCUUUUCCCGCUACACAGUAACAUCCAGAUGAGUGAACAGAAGAAGAUAUUUAGGCGUGUUCCUCAGAAUCAGCAGAAGGUCAUACUGUCCACAAAUAUUGCUGAAACCAGCAUAACCAUCGACGAUGUUAGAUAUGUUGUGGAUUGCGGCAAAGCCAAAGUUAAAGAUUUCGAUUUGGCGACACAAGCAUCGUGUUUGCAAACACAAUGGAUUUCCAAAGCCAGUAUGAAGCAGAGGGCAGGCCGAGCCGGUCGUACUCAGGAUGGCCUAUGUUUUCAUAUAUAUUCCAAGAGAUGUUACGAGUCUCUGGAAGAUAAUACGAUACCGGAGAUUUUAAGAACUCCUUUGCAGGAAUUGUGUCUUCAGGCUAAAGUGCUAACUUCUAAAGAAGAAUCAGUCACUUGCUUUUUGCAGGAAGCUAUAGAACCACCAUCAACAGAUUCAAUUAAUAGUGCUAUUAUGUCUUUGAAAUUCCUGGGAGCCAUGGACGCUCAUGAAAAUUUAACUGAUUUAGGAAAACAUUUGGCCAAGAUUUCAUUGCCUGCGCAUUUAGGAAAAAUGCUUGUUUAUUCUUGCAUUUUCAAAUGUCUAGAACCGAUUCUUAUCCUGGUAUCAGUUUUAGUUCAAAAGGAUCCGUUUGUUUUGGGAGCAAAUAACAGAACGCAGCGUUUCAACUUCGGAAAUAAUUCAUCCAGUGAUCAUUUCAUAUUGAUAAGACUAUUCCAGAAAUGGGAUGAAGCUCGAUCCGUGGGCAAGCAUUUUGCUUUCUGCUAUGAAAAUUUUAUCAGUCCGUCGUCCAUGGACACAGCGAAGCAAACUGCUAAGCAACUGUUGAAUCAAUUGAAAUCGCUAGGUUUCGUACCACCCACUGCAUUUUCUAAUAAUAACGAGUUGAAUUUCAACUCUAACUGUUGGCCUAUGGUGAAAGGUUGCAUUGCCACAGGUUUAUACCCAAAACUCGCGUACUACGAUGAUGAUAGACUGAAGAUUAACGCCGGUGAACGUGUGAAAGUUCACAGCUCAUCCAUCAACAAAGGAAAGGAUUCUGCUAAUAGAGAGAAGCAACGUGAACUCUGGAUCGGUUACGAAGAGUUGACCAAAAAUUUUAGGAACAACUACGGCAAGAACAUGAUUAAAUGCACGACUGUCUUCAAUGCAUUGACGGUUGCACUAUUGUGUGGAGUUGAUGCUGAUUUUUCGGAUGGAGUAGACGAAGUGUGCCUCGAUGAUAAACACGUAUUCAUAUUUAUGCAUGUCGAUUUACAAAAGUUCCGUACGAACGUCGACGAGCUGAUCAAGAAGAAAAUUUGUUUCCCGAGGACGUCUUUCAAUAACGAGGAAUUCAACAUCGUAAGGAACUUGGGUAUAUUGUUGACCAAUGAGGACAUUGAAUGCGAAGUGCCGAUGGUGAAAAUGGGAAUCCAGAAGCAAAACAAAUUCCCGGGAAAUAACUUCAACAGUAGUCCGAGAAAUCACCAGUACAGACCACGUCACGGAAAGAAGUAGAUUCACUUAAGUAUUAUCGCGUAGGUUAAGCAUAGAUUAAUUUAAUAUAUUAUUUUUAAUUAUAUAUAGUAUUAGUUAAGA